Microplitis demolitor is the source of this 2384-nucleotide messenger RNA. Its product is annotated as E3 ubiquitin-protein ligase TRIM23. Gene Ontology annotation, biological process: vesicle-mediated transport; intracellular protein transport. The transcript has 4 exons. The coding region runs from base 94 to 1770 and encodes 558 amino acids. Gene Ontology annotation, cellular component: cytoplasm; lysosomal membrane; plasma membrane. NCBI's taxonomy places the organism in Eukaryota, Metazoa, Arthropoda, Insecta, Hymenoptera, Braconidae. Gene Ontology annotation, molecular function: GTP binding; zinc ion binding; GTPase activity. The record is from RefSeq and is a predicted model, not a curated record.
UGUCUUUAUUAAAAAAAUGAACAAGUAAAUACGAAGUAAAUUAAUGACAUAAAUUAAAUAUUUACUUAAUCAAUAGACUUAUUAAUUUAGAGUAUGACUGAAGAUAACAAGCGUGGUGGGGAUUUAGUAAAAAUACCUUUCAUGUCAAGUGUAAAAGCAAAUGUCCUAGAAUGUCGAUUGUGUGAGGAAGUAUUUUCAGUAGAUGGUGGUAAAGUACCCCGACUUCUUCAGUGUGGACAUACAAUUUGUCACACUUGUUUAUUGAGACUUCAACCCUGUAUGCUGGACCUGUCAUUUCUGCUGUGUCCAUUUGACAGGCAGCCAACGGCAGUCACUCAUGAAGGAGUUUACAGUUUGAAGAAAAAUUUUGCGCUCAUUGAAUUGCUAGAGCGAUUGGAGCAAUCGAAUGUUGAAAAGUCAUUGGUACUAGAAAAAGAACGUUCCCAGUCAACGCAAUCCUGUGAUGAAGAUGAGUCUCAUUUAGCGGUUCUCUACUGCACAAUUUGCUCGUCACACUUGUGUGAGUCUUGUGAUAUUCUUACGCACUCGUCUAAAACACUUGGGAAACAUAGACGAGUCCCGUUGUCUGAGAAGCCAAAGGAGAAACCCAAGUGUCCAAUUCACACGACACACAUCGCCGAGUUUACUUGUGUUCAAGAAGGCUGUCAUAAUGCGCUAAUGUGUUACUUAUGUAAAGACUAUGGUCGUCAUAGUGCACACAAACCUGCGCUGCUUGAAAUAGAGGCGGAAAAUGUGCGGAAGUCAAUUGUUGGAGCUCUCCAGCGGAUGACACAAUUUAUGGAAAAUAUGCGAGAUACUGCGCAUAAAAUUGAAAUUGUAAUCCAAGAGUUGGAGGGCUGGGCUAUUGAUGACGCUCGACAUAAAGUUAAACAGCAUUUUGAGGAACUGAGAACUCAAUUGGCUGAGCAAGAAAAAAUUGCCCAGAGUUGUGUUGAUAAGGAGACACGAGGAAGACUGUGCGCUUUGAGGCAGCAGCAAAAAGAUUUGACCACUACACGUUCUCAGGUUGCUGAUGUAUGCAUCCAGUGCGAAAGUAUUCUUGAUUCUGAAGACUGGAAGCUAUUGAGUGGAGCUGAGAAAGUUAAAAAUGUACUGGCUUCUCUGGAACAGCAGCAACAAAAUUACAAUCAGCUUGGACCUGAUUUUCUUACCCCCGAAUCUUCGAUACCGAUUAUAUUUAGCAGGGACAACCGAGUUCAUAUUGGAACAAAAAUUGACAUGCGGGUGGUGAUACUCGGGCUCGAUGGCUCAGGUAAAACUAGUAUCCUGUCUGCAAUGCGAGGAUUGACUUUAUCAAGUCCUCCGAUACCUACCAUAGGUUUUAACGUCGAGAGUCUUGAGUACGAGAAUUUAGUUGUUACUUUUUGGGACGUUGGAGGACAGCAUAAAUUUCGGCCACUCUGGAAGCAUUAUUAUCACGAUGCACAGGCUGUUAUUUUUGUCGUUGACUCGAGUGAUAGAUCACGUUUUGAAGAAGCGCAAAAAGAGUUAUCAAAAAUAGUCAGCAAAAAAGAACUUAAAGAUGCGCUGUUUCUUAUUUUUGCUAACAAACAGGAUGUCGAAGGCUGUACGACAACUGAAGAAUUAACGGACAUUCUGUCCCUACAAAAAUUGUGCUGCGGUAGAGUUUGGCACAUCCAAGGCGCAUCACCACUACUUGAUGCCAAUACCGCAAUCCAGGGGUUGCAAUGGCUAACUCAACAACUCGGUGCACAUGAAGCUCUCUGUACUGGUUCAACAGUACAAUAAUUAUUAUCUAAUUUAUUAAUUUAAGCCAAAGUUAUGUUUUGUAAGACUUUUGUAUAUUUAGAUCACUGAUCAUUGUUGAUUAUUUUAAUUAUUUAUUGUUCUAUCAGAGAUUAUAGUUAACUUAUGUUAGUAAUUAGCAGAACCUGAGAGUUGAUACAUAAAUAUAUGAAAAAUGGUUCAAAAUAUAUAUAUUGUAAGCAUCAACUUCAGAAGCUUGGUAUUGAGGAAUGAAGAUUAACAAAAAAGUAACUGGUUAUCUAGAAAAGUUUAUUUAUUACUUAAAUGAUGAUUAUUGAGUGUCAUAAUUUGUUGGUGUUUACACCGCGUUCGAUAAAAAUUAUUAAUUAUAUAAAUCAAUAAUCAUUCAAUCAAUCAUUAAUCACAUUUUUUCAUUUACACUUUUUCAAUCACUCUUCCAGAAUUAUAAAAGGAUUUAAUUAGCGGAUCGUAAAUAAUAAAUUGUACGGAGAAUGACGACCUACAUACUUACAUAUAUAAUAUUUAUAUAAUAAUAUAUUUAUAUAGCGAUAUUAAAUUAAUUAAUAUUUUUUUUUAUUUAAUUAUUAUUUCAAAUUAUUUAUCUUUUUAAUAUAAAAACACUUGAAAAACAAAAA